Messenger RNA from Plasmopara halstedii, 855 nucleotides. RefSeq lists its product as uncharacterized. The transcript has a single exon. Lineage: Eukaryota; Oomycota; Peronosporomycetes; Peronosporales; Peronosporaceae. The coding region runs from base 1 to 855 and encodes 284 amino acids. The record is from RefSeq and is a predicted model, not a curated record.
AUGUUGAACACCCAAGUGUGCGACGACGCUCCGUCCACUCUAUUGCUCGAACACGCUUUGGCCUUCGUGGAUGCCUGCAAUAUCGAGAGUGAUGACGAGACACGAGCAAUCGAGUACGACCAAGAACUGGAGGCGCUGCUUGCGGAAGUACCAGAUGCGCUUUUGAUACAACUGUCUAACACACCAAAGUCGCCGCAGGAUGUGCAACAGCCAAUCGGCGAACCUACUGGACUUUUAUUGAGCCCCAAAUGCUACGCUGAUUCCAACUUGUUGGAAAGCGCAAUUGCCUCCCUGUGUACGCACAGCGAUACAUCUAGUAGCAGCAGCGAUGAUGGAGUUGAUACUCAAUGCGUGAUUAAGGGGAAAACUUCCGAAGAACUUCGAAUUAAGUCGCGGAAGAAGAUGAAACGAGCACGAGCGCCAUCUCCUAUUAGAACUGCCAAAGAUUUUGCAGCUGCAAACGCAGCGAUUGCCGCUGCCGCUGCUGGAAUUAACGCGUUGACGGAUGACACUAUGAAGCCUACAAAUAAACGAAUUCGGAAACAGAGAGAAGAGCUGUUGUAUCUUCGUGUCAAAGUCAAGGAGAUGGAAAAUACGCUGGCGGAGCUUAAGCGUAAGGAAACGCGGAGCUUGUCGCCAAGUAGCAGCUAUAAGCAACGUAUGGUUGGCGACUCCGAUAGCUUCUCACUUCUAGCGUCCAUAUGGAGAGAUCUAGCGAAACGACAGCACAAGGAUAGGGAACGUGCUGAACAUGAGAAUCGCAAGCUCAAAUCAAUUUUAGAACGACAGCUCCAGCUGACGAAGUGCCUCAAGAAGAUUUUUGAGACUCGGCCGGGAGACGACGUAUGUUCUUAA